AUGUUGGAUCGGUUACGAGCGCUUAUUCGAUCAAGAAAUACUCUUCAACAACCAUUUGAAGUAGAAGUAAAAUCAAGUAAUAAAGAAGAACAAAGAGAAGAAUGGGAUCGACCAAUUGAAUUUAUUCUUUCAUUAGUUGGUUGUUCUGUUGGUCUGGGUAAUGUAUGGAGAUAUCCUUAUAUUGCAUUCAAAAAUGGUGGUGGCGCUUUUCUUAUACCAUAUUUUUGUGUGUAUUUUCUUAUUGGAACACCACUUUAUUUUCUUGAAUUAUCACUUGGUCAAUUUACUAGUCGUGGUGCUACAGUUGCUUUUAAGAUGUCACGACUAGGCUGGGCAAUGGCAGUUAAUUCAUUUCUUGUUACAAUCUAUUACAAUAUAAUUAUUGCUUGGUGUUUAUUUUAUUUUUUUGCUUCAUUUCGAAAAAAACUUCCGUGGAGUGAUUGUGGAAAUUGGUGGAAUACAGAAAGUUGUUCAAAUCCAGGUUAUCCAUCAAAGAAUGCAACGAUAAAUUUUCUUUGCCUUUCAACUAAUCAAUUCAGUAAUUGUUCAUUACCUACAUCACCACCGGAAGAAUAUUUUGAUAAUUAUGUUUUACGACGAAGUAAUUCAUUAGAAGCAAUGGGUUCUCCACAUUGGUCUCUUGUACUGUGUUUACUCUUAGCAUGGAUACUUGUUGCUGCUUGUAUUAUUCAAGGCAUCAAAUCAUCUGGCAAAGUAGUUUAUUUUACUUCAUUAUUUCCUUAUGUUGUAAUUUUUGCUUUGGUUAUUCGUGGUGUAACAUUACCAGGUGCAGCAAAUGGAAUUUCAUUUUAUUUGAAACCAAACUGGAAUAAAGUUCGAGAAUUUGAUGUUUGGAUUGCAGCUGCUUCUCAAGUUACUUUUUCUUUGUCAGUAGGAUUCGGUUCCAUACUUGGUUAUGCUAGUUUUAAUAAAUUUAAAUCAAAUUAUCUUAGAGAUUGUAUAAUUGUUACUGCUUGUGAUUGUUUUACUUCGGUAUUUGCGGGUUUUGCUGUUUUUCCUAUUCUUGGUUUUAUGUCAUAUAAAACGGGUUUACCUGUUGAUCAAGUAGCUAAAGCUGGGCCAGGCUUAGCUUUUAUUGCUUAUCCACAAGCAUUAUCAAUUAUGCCUGGUGGUCCAUUUUGGGCAUUUGCACUAUCUGAUGUAACAAUAUCCGGUUUAUUAGAUACUUUUACUAGUCUACGACGUUAUAAAACAUAUUUUAUCCUUGGAUAUUGUGUAGUUUGUUUUCUAUUAGCACUUCCUAUGUGUACACCGUUUAUGGAAGAUGUUCGAAUGAUGUUGGAUAAACGACCGCUCGAACCUUAUUGGUUUUUAACUUGGUGUAUAUCAGGUCCGAUAAUUACUCUUAUUGUUUUCUUUUCAUCAAUAAUACAGUUUCGAGCACCAACCGAAGGAAAAUAUGUAUAUUCAACAUAUACUAAUGUUCUCGGUUGGCUUAUGGUUAGUUCAUCGAUUAUAUUUAUUCCAGGUGGUAUAAUCUAUGAACUUAUUAAAGCAUGGAAAGCAACGCAUCGUUAUGAUAAUCAAAUGUCAAUUGAAAUGCCGCAUUACUUACGAGCAUUAACGUAUGCAAGUCAACCGGACAAAGAUUGGGGACCAGCAAGAAAAGAAACUCGAUAUGGUCGAUAUGAAGCAAUGAAUCAAACAAUGGAAAAUGAUAGCAAACCAAAUAAUGGAUCGAUUAUUAAUGAUAAUGAAAAUGUUAAUGAAGCUUUUGAUCCUGAACUUGACAUGACUUCACGAUUUUAA
This is a messenger RNA of Rotaria sp. Silwood2, 1770 nucleotides long. NCBI's taxonomy places the organism in Eukaryota, Metazoa, Rotifera, Eurotatoria, Philodinida, Philodinidae. The record is from the annotation of a GenBank genome assembly.